AUGUCUGUCCGUCCUAUUCAUAUUGCUGUACUUGACACCGACAUUCCUUGCUACCCUGUCUACGCCAAACGAGGAUUAUACAGCUCACAAUUUAACGUUCUUCUCACUGCCGCCGCAGAUCGCAUCAAUGAAAGCAAAUUCCACCAGCAUAGAACGUCUCUUGGUGUUCACCUUACUGCAUUCGACGUUGUUGGGGGCUCGUUCCCACAUCUGGAAUCCUUACGAGUCAGCCCUUGGUCGCCGACAGAAUAUCGACCCCCUGGCUUCCCAGGCCCUGUUGAUGCAAUUCUGGUCACCGGAGCAGCAGCAGCAGCAUAUGACACUUUCCACUGGAUUGCAGGCUUGCGAUCUUUUAUUAAGAGAGUGUAUGCGGACUAUCCCAUGGUCAAGAUUUUCGGAUCUUGCUUUGGACAUCAACUUAUAGCUCAAGCCCUCAUCGCAAGUGAGAAAAGCUAUACGUCCCAAGGAUCUUCAUUUAAGGUGUCCGUUGAGCCAUCAUCCGGUGGCCAUGAAAUUGGCAUGCACCCUAUCAUCUUGAACCCGGCUUUUGUCCGCAACUUCCCGCCUCUAGCUCGGUUUACUCCAGAACAGCCAUUCCAUAUUCAGGUCAUCCACGGCGAUGCCGUCAUAUCUUCACCAGAAGACAAACUACUUACCGGGGGAAAUGGGACUAUAUUACCUGAACCGUGGCUCAGUAUCGGAAGCAGCCUUAAAUGUCCCAUCCAGGGCCUCUACAAGCCCGGCCACGUUCUCACGUUACAAGGUCAUUUUGAAUUCGAUGCCUUUGCCACUGCCGAGCUCUGCCAUAAAUUCGCCCAACAGUUUGACUGGCCUGCAGAUUUGCUUGCCUCACAUCUAGAAAACAUCAGGCGCUCGGUGGUGCCUGGCAAAGAUGAUGAUGAUGACUCUAAGAUAGCGGCGGAGGCGGUCCUUUUGUUUUUCGCGGGGGAGGACAUGACUUCGAGCUCAGAUAUCAAUUCAUCCUCAUGCUGA
Molecule: messenger RNA, 993 nt
Organism: Penicillium robsamsonii
Lineage: Eukaryota; Fungi; Ascomycota; Eurotiomycetes; Eurotiales; Aspergillaceae
Product: type 1 glutamine amidotransferase
Exons: 1
Coding region: 1-993 (330 amino acids)
Cellular component (GO): cytosol; nucleus
Source: RefSeq, a predicted model, not a curated record